Molecule: messenger RNA, 1326 nt
Organism: Diabrotica balteata
Lineage: Eukaryota; Metazoa; Arthropoda; Insecta; Coleoptera; Chrysomelidae
Source: the annotation of a GenBank genome assembly
AUGUUGGAUUCCCUUUGCAGCUUACACAAAAAAUAUUUAGCAACUGAAUUCGCAUUUCAAGUUUCCAGAACAACUUUUUGUAGAUUUAGACCUUUUUGGGUAGUCGCUCCAAAGCAAAGUGAUAGAGAAACUUGCGCUUGCUCAAAGCAUUCAAAUGUAGAAAUGAUAUGUGCAUCACUGUAUAAUGCUAAAACUAUACCAACUAAGAAACCGGACGAACUUUUAAAAGCUAUGGUUUGUGAUGAAAAAGAUAUAGAUUGCAUGCUGCGCAAUUGUCCUAGAUGCAAAGAAAGAACAAUUCCUGUAAAAAGCGAAGUAAAUGAAAAUUUAAACAAAAUCAUAACAUACGCAGUGUGGGAAUCAAAAGCCGAAAAAAGGGAAAUCAAAGGAGAGUUUAAAGAUGUUCGCAAAACAGUAAAAAUUCAAAAAAAUGAUAUUGUUAAAAACAUUUUGAACAUUUUACAGGUUCAAUUUACGCCGUACAUGAAGCAUGUUUUUUUUAUGCGACACCAGCAGAAAGAAUUGCAAAGACUAAAACAGUUCUUGCAACCAAAUGAACUUUUACUACAGAUUGAUUUUUCCGAAAAUUAUAUUGCAAAAUAUGAAAGCGAAAUCCAGUCAAUGCACUUUGGUGCUUCAAAAAAGCAGAUUUCACUACACACUGGUGUUUACUAUUACAGAACAGAAAGUGAUGCUCUUGUAAAAUCUCAGAGCUUUUGUUCAGUCAGUGACAAUCUAGAUCAUCAAUCACACGCAAUAUGGGCCCACUUACAUACCAUUUUAUUGGAGUUGGCUAACAGGUUUCCCAAUAUUACACAAGUACAUUUUUUAUCUGAUGGUCCUACAUCUCAGUAUAAAAAUAGAAAUAACUGUUUCUUGAUGUGCAAGAAAAUUCCCCAGUAUUUUACAAAUAUUAAGUCAAUGUCCUGGAAUUAUAGUGAAAGCGGCCAUGGCAAGGGACCCAUGGAUGGUGUAGGAGGAUCACUCAAACGAAAAGCUGAUAGAUUGGUGUUGCAAGGACAAGACAUAAUAUGUGCAGGUGACUUUGUACAUAAGCUUAAAGAAAGUUCGGUUAAAAUUUGGGAAGUUUUGGAAGAAGAGAUAAAAGACGCAAAACUUGAAAUUCCAAAUAAUAUUAGUCAAGUUCCAAAUAUUAUGUCUAUGCACCAAGUGACAUGGAGCAAAAAAUUUGCAGACAAACUAUUUUUAAGAAAACUUAGCUGUUUUGCAUGCAAAUUUGAUGAGCCCUGCAUUCAUUACAGUUUGAAGCCAUCAGUGGUACUAAUUGCUGCAAAAACCAAAAGUAUCCUUUUUAUAAAAUAUUGA